This is a messenger RNA of Octodon degus (degu), 985 nucleotides long. It is a transcript of the gene Apool, whose product is annotated as apolipoprotein O like. Bases 81 to 887 code for a protein of 268 amino acids. Gene Ontology annotation, cellular component: MICOS complex. Gene Ontology annotation, biological process: cristae formation. Lineage: Eukaryota; Metazoa; Chordata; Mammalia; Rodentia; Octodontidae. The transcript has 9 exons. The record is from RefSeq and is a predicted model, not a curated record.
CGCUGCCGCGAGAGAAGUAAAGCACUGUUUUGUCCCUUUGCGCUCUCCAUAAGAAAACUUGGUCGGAGAGGGUCAAAGAGAUGGCGCCCUUUAGAAUAGGAAAGCUGACCAGCAUGCCUGUGAGUGUGAUAUAUGCAUCUGUAAGUGUACGUAUGGCCAAAGAAGAGGAAUCCAAAAAGCAGCUAGUAAGACCAGAGCAGCUCCCCAUAUAUACUGUGCCACCUCUUCAAUCUAAAUACAUUGAAGAGCAGCCUGGUUAUUUACAAAUGGGCUUUGCAUCUAUCCGCAGUACAACUGGUUCUUACAUUGGCUGGUGCAAGAGUACAUAUAUCUUUGUGAAAAAUGGAAUAAUGGAUACAGUACAAUUUGGAAAAGAUGCAUAUGCCUAUCUGAAGAAUCCUCCUCGAGAUUUUCUUCCAAAAUUGGGAGUGAUUACAGUUUCAGGAUUGGCAGGCUUGCUUUCAGCAAGAAAAGGUUCUAGAUUUAAGAAAAUUGCUUAUCCACUAGGACUGGCUACUUUAGGAGCAACUGUUUGUUACCCUGUUCAGUCAGUAAUAAUUGCUAAGGUAACUGGGAAAAAAGCAUAUGCUACAAGCCAGCAAAUUUAUGAAGCAUUUAAAUCAUUGUGGACAAAAAGCCCCCAAAAAGAAUCACUCCCGGAGCCUGAAGGAAAAUCUAAGCUAAGAAUAUCCGAUGAAAAAGAAAUACCUGCAGAAACAGCACACAUCCUGAAACACUCAGUGUCUUGGUCAACAGAAGUCAGUUCUGAAACAGUGAUGAAAUCAGAACCCACCUCAGGUACUACCCCAUUUAUGCCUGACCCUAAACUCAUGGAUCAUGGGCAGUCCCAUCCAGAAGAUGAAGAUAUGUACAGCACUAGAAGCUAAAGUAGACUGCAUAAAGAAGUACAAAAUGUGUGAAGUUGUGAAUGAUGAUGAAAAAAUUCAUGAAAUGGGUAACUGACAUACAGUGUAACUUAAAAUCA